ACAAAGCGGGAGAUAUUUAAAUAGCAAAGACAAAAAAAUAACACCCAAAGUGCGGUUAGACAGUUUGAUUUCGUAUUAGUUGUUCCCCAGGAUUCUAUGCUUGAGGGGGUGACUAAAAAUGACUGAAGAGUCGGCGGUUAAAGUGUGCGUUCGAGUCCGUCCGCUUAUUGCGAGGGAGAGCGCCGCGUCGGAGAGCGCCGAGCCUGUGCCCCUGUUUUGGAAGGCUGAUAAGAAAUCCAUUCAUCAGGUCGACGAUGGGAAUUCCACAAAGAGCUUCGUUUUUGACAGAGUUUUCACCGCGGACGAAACGACCAAUCAGCUGUACCAGGACAUUGCAAAGCCGCUGGUUGUUUCUACUGUCAAGGGAUACAAUGGAACCAUAUUUGCUUACGGGCAGACUUCUUCGGGAAAGACCUUCACCAUGAUGGGGGGCGACCGUAUUCAUGGGGUGAUUCCUCUGGCUGUGGACGACGUCUUCCAGACAAUUAGAAAUUGUUCAAAGAAGGAGUUCCUCCUGAGGGUUUCCUACAUGGAAAUCUACAACGAGACUGUGAGUGAUCUACUCGUUGACAGCUGCAAGAGGAAACCCCUGGAAGUGCGAGAGACCAUCAAUAAAAACAUCUACGUGGCGGACCUGACUGAGGAGCUGGUGACGACUACAUCCCAAGUUCUGGCCUGGAUCCGGAAAGGAGAAGAAAACCGGCACUAUGCAAAGACGAAGAUGAACGAGCGGAGCAGCCGCUCUCACACCAUUUUCCGGAUGAUCCUGGAAAGCAGAGAAAUUGGCGAACCGGCUUCAGGGGAGAUUUCAGACGGUGCCGUUAUUGUGUCUCAUUUGAAUUUAGUUGAUCUGGCUGGAUCUGAGAGAGCAAGUCAAACGGGAGCUGAAGGCACACAUUUCAAGGAAGGUGUCAAUAUCAAUCGGAGCCUGUUUACACUCAGCCAAGUGAUCAAGAAACUGACCGAUGAAAGUCAGAAGGGUUUCACCAACUACAGAGACAGUAAGCUGACCCGCAUCCUGCAGAACUCCCUGGGGGGGAACGCUAAAACGGUCAUCAUCUGCACCAUCACUCCUGCCGCUCUGGAUGAGACGCUCAGCACUCUGCAGUUUGCCUGCACUGCCAAAAAAAUGAAGAACGACCCCCAUGUGACGGAGGUGUCUGAUGACGGGGCUCUGCUCAAGAGGUACCGCAACGAAAUUGUAGACCUCAAGCGACGGCUUCACGAGGUGUCCUCACACACGCACACCUCCGCAACGGAGAAGGAGGUUCUCUCCCAGCUGCUCCAGGAAAAGGAUCAGCUGCAGAGGGAACAAGAGGAUCGCAUCAGAAACCUGACCAGGCUUCUGGUCUCCAGCUCCAACCUGGUUCCUGUUCGUAAGAGGCCAAAACGCAGGGUGACGUGGGGAGGAAAGAUGGCCCGUCUGCCCGCACACGAUGGCAGUCCGUCCGGCCUCAGCUCUGCAGAGACUUUCACUCGGAAGGGAAAAGCGGAUCGCUCCUGUAUGUCGGCUCUGUGUGAAGAAGAGGAGGACUUUGACUCUCGCUGGGAGAUUGCUGACGAGCCGUCGUAUGAAAUGGACAUGAGCCAGAGCUCUGUGACUGUUCGAAGCUUCGAAGACAGCCCCAAAGACUUUAUGUCUCCUGACGGUGGCUGCAACCUUUCAGGGAAAGUGUCCAACCUGGAGAUGCAGCUGGAAAUAGAGACCCGACAGACAGAGGAGGCCAGGACAAAAGUAGAGACCUUAGAUGCCGUUGUGGCCGAACUGCAGCUGCAGCUGCAGACGGAGGCUCGACAGACGCAGGAGGCCCUGGAGAAGAUGCAGACUGCAGAACAGAGGGCGGGCGAGGUCGAGCUGCAGCUGCAGCUGCACACGGAGGCCCAGCAGAAGCAGGAGGCCAAUGAAGAAGUGGAGCUUUUGAAGUUAAGAGUGGCCGACCUGGAGAAACAGCUGGAGGAACAGAGCCACACUCCGAGUGACGCUGAUGAACAGAUGAAGAAAGAAUUUGCAGAGACCAUCCAGCUGUGUGAGACUCUGGCUAAAGAGAAGGACGAUGCGACGACUGAGCGGGACUAUCUGAAGGAGGAGCUCGGGAUGUUCAUGGAGGAGAUCAAGCGCCUGGAAGAGGAGAAAGCGACUCUGUCGAAAGAGAAGGAGGAGAAGAGGGAGAUGGACGAGUUUGUUUCUCUCGAGGAGGAGUUCCGGAAGGAGCACGAGAGCGAGCUUCAAAAUGAAAUCGCUAAACUGAAGAGCGACCUCGUCUCCUCUGAGCUCCAACGCCUUGAGCUAAAUAACAAAAUAGAAACUCUUUCCAAAGAGCUCCAGAGUAAAACAGAGUUUGCGGAGGAACUUCAGAGUCUGAGCGGGAAGGACCUGGUGAAGGAGGUGGCGGCGCUCCGUCGCUCUCUGGACGAUGCCGAGGGGCUCAGCAGAGACACCAAGAAGGAAUGGGCCCACCUGCGCAGUAAGAACAUCGCUGUGGAGGAGAUGAAUGUGAAUCUGAACGCCGGCUACGAGAAGCUGGAUGCCGAGCUGACUCGACUGCGCUCUCAGCUGGAGGCGGAGAAGUCUCGCUUCAAAUCGAUGCAGAGCGACCUCCAAAAGGAGCUGAACGUGGCGUUCGACGAGAACACCAAGCUCACCACUCUGCUCGACGGAAACGUCCCCAAAAACCUGAUCGACAGCUUGGAGCUGGAGAGGACGGCGGCCCGGCUGAGCAGAGAGCUGACCUCGUCUCAAGAGGCAGAAGGGUCCCUCAGAGCCCAGCUGGAGGAGCUCUCCUCGCUCCGGACUCUUCCCGAUCAGCUGAACGAGCUGAUGCAGGAGCUCCAGCAUGUGAGAACAGAGAAGGGCGCUCUCCUGUCCCAGCAGAGGAGCGCUGCAGAGGAGACGGAGAAGCUGCUGUCCGCGGUCGCGUGUCUCACUGCAGAGAGAGACCAGCUCACCACGGACCUCCAGGAACACGUGGAGGAGGCUGCAGAGACACAACUUCUUCUACAAUCUCUUCAAGACGAGCUCCAAGAGCAGACCCGACAGAACUCCAAUGUGGUGGAACUCGCUAAGCAGAAGGAGUUUGAAUCGGAUCAACAUAUGCAGAGUCUGUCAGAGGAGCUCCAGCGCGUGCGAGCUGAGAAGGACGCUCUCCUGUCCGAGCAGAGGAGCUGUGCAGAGGAGGCGGAGAAGCUGCUCUCCUCGAUCACGUCCCUCACAGCAGAGCGAGACCAGCUGCAGACGGACCUGCAGGAAAACGUGGAGAUGAUGAUUGAGAAUCAGGAGGAGCUAAGGACGGCUCUGGAGAAGAAUCGAAAGCAGAAGGCGCAAAUCAAGCUGCUGGAAGCUGCACAGCAAGAACCGGAAGAUUCAGCCAGCGAGACGGCCGCACAGAGGGAGCAGCUGCAAACGCUUAUGAUCGAGAACCAGGAGGAGCUGAGGGCGUCUCAGGAGAAGAUCAGACUUCUCCAAGACGAGAUCGACGAGCUGAGGAGCCAAAAGGCAGAGCCGGAGGGCGACGCAGAGAUCGAACUCCAGAUUCAGAGGCUGACUGAGAAGCUGCAGCUCGUGGAGGCGGAGAGGGACGGUCUGCUCUCCGAGAAGGACUCCAUCCUUCAGACGUCCACGGAGGAGACGGAGAAGCUGCUGUGCAGAGUGACGUCUCUCAGCGAGGAGAGAGAUCAGCUGCUGGAGACUCUGGAGGGAGUCAGAGGGGAGGAGAGGCAGCUCAGGGCGCAGCUGGAGGACAAGAUGGAGACCAUGCAGACGGAGAGGAAGGAACUCCCGGCUUUGGCUGAGCAGGAGAACCAGAUGGAAGGUGAUCUGCAGAGUGCCACGGAGAUGACUGCAGCUUCUCAAAGCCUUCUACAAUCGCAGGAGAACAUGGAACAGGAGAGACUCCAGGAGAGGAAAGCUCAGCUAGAGCAGCAGGUUGCAGAGGCCGAGUCUCUUCUUUCAUCUCUUCAAGCGGAGCUCCGAGAGCAGAGGGAAUCUGGCUUGGAUCGCCAGAGCCUCGUCGAGCAGCUCGAGAGUGUGCGAGCAGACAGGGAUGCUCUGUCGCUGAAGAUGAGCAUGUGUCAGACCUCUACAGAGGGAACGGAGAAGCUGCUGUGCAGAGUGACGUCGCUCAGCGAGGAGAGAGAUCAGCUGCUGGAGACUCUGGAGGCGGUGAGAGGGGAGAAGCAGCAGCUCAGGGCGGAGCUGGAGGACAUGAUGGAGACGGUGCAGUGUGAGUUGCAGCAGCAGCUCGGCGCUGAGCCUCAGUCGCUGAAGGAGGAGCAGGACCUGUGCUCCGCUCUGCAGAUCCAACAGCUGGAGGAGCGUCUGGAGAAACGGGAGCAGGAGCUGAGCCAGUUUAAGUCUGACCUUCAAGACAAUGUGGAGCUGAUGAUCGAGAACCAGGAGGAGCUGAGGGCGUCUCAGGAGAAGAUCAGACUUCUCCAAGACGAGAUCGACGAGCUGAGGAGCCAAAAGGCCGAGCCGGAGGGCGACGCAGAGAUCGAACUCCAGAUUCAGAGGCUGACUGAGAAGCUGCAGCUCGUGGAGGCGGAGAGGGACGGUCUGCUCUCCGAGAAGGACUCCAUCCUUCAGACCUCCACGGAGGAGACAGAGAAGCUGCUGUGCAGAGCGACGUCGCUCAGCGAGGAGAGAGAUCAGCUGCUGGAGACUCUGGAGGGAGUCAGAGGGGAGGAGAGGCAGCUCAGGGUGGAGCUGGAAGACAGGAUGGAGACCAUGCAGAUGGAGACGAGGACUCUUUCUGAGAAGCUGCAGCUCUUGGAGGCGGAGAGGGACGGUCUGCUGUCAGAGAAGGACUCCAUCCUUCAGACGUCCACGGAGGAGACGGAGAAGCUGCUGUGCAGAGUGACGUCUCUCAGCGAGGAGAGAGAUCAGCUGCUGGAGACUCUGGAGGGAGUCAGAGGGGAGGAGCGGCAGCUCAGGGCGCAGCUGGAGGACAAGAUGGAGACCAUGCAGACGGAGAGGAAGGAACUCCUGGCUUUGGCUGAGCAGGAGAACCAGAUGGAAGGUGAUCUGCAGAGUGCCACGGAGAUGACUGAAGCUUCUCAAAGCCUUCUACAAUCGCAGGAGAACAUGGAACAGGAGAGACUCCAGGAGAGGAAAGCUCAGCUAGAGCAGCAGGUUGCGGAGACCGAGUCUCUUCUUUCAUCUCUUCAAGAGGAGCUCCGAGAGCAGAGGGAAUCUGGCUUGGAUCGCCAGAGCCUCGUCGAGCAGCUCGAGAGUGUGCGAGCAGACAGGGAUGCUCUGUCGCUGAAGAUGAGCACGUGUCAGACCUCCACGGAGGAGACGGAGAAGCUGCUGUGCAGAGUGACGUCGCUCAGCGAGGAGAGAGAUCAGCUGCUGGAGACUCUGCAGGGAGUCAGAGGGGAGAAGCAGCAGCUCAGGGCGGAGCUGGAGGACAAGAUGGAGACCAUGCAGAUGGAGACGAGGACUCUUUCUGAGAAGCUGCAGCUCUUGGAGGCGGAGAGGGACGGUCUGCUGUCAGAGAAGGACUCCAUCCUUCAGACGUCCACGGAGGAGACUGAGAAGCUGCUCUGCAGAGUGACGUCUCUCAGCGAGGAGAGAGAUCAGCUGCUGGAGACUCUGGAGGGAGUCAGAGGGGAGGAGAGGCAGCUCAGAGCGCAGCUGGAGGACAAGAUGGAGACCAUGCAGACGGAGAUCACACAGCUGGAGGCGUCUCUGCAGACUGUGACUGAGCAGAAGAGGGAGCUGGACGCCGAACUACAGCGCAGCGGGAAUGAGACGAGGACUCUUUCUGAGAAGCUGCAGCACGUCGAGGCGGAGAGGGACGGUCUGCUCUCCGAGAAGGACUCCAUCCUUCAGACGUCCACGGAGGAGACGGAGAAGCUGCUGUGCAGAGUGACGUCUCUCAGCGAGGAGAGAGAUCAGCUGCUGGAGACUCUGGAGGGAGUCAGAGGGGAGGAGAGGCAGCUCAGGGCGCAGCUGGAGGACAAGAUGGAGACGAUCUCAGCCAUCCAGGAGCAGUUAAGUGAGCAGGCGCAGUUGAACUCUGAGCGAGAGACCGAGCUGCAGCAAACGGUGCAGCAGCUCCAGUUGAUCAGGGAGGGACGAACUUCUGCUCAAGUUGAAGCCGGCGCCUCACAGCAGAUACUCUGUGACGGCAACCUGAACAUCUCAGCCCUCCGAGAGCAGUUGGGCGCUAUGGAUCAGAGCUGUGGUGGAAGCGAGGAGACGGCGGCGGCGCUGCGGGACUCGGACGCUCUGCUCCAGGAGUCCUGCGGCAGAUUCGAAACAUUCAUAGACCUUUUCCCCAAGUACAAACCCCACCAGCGGCUGAGCAGCACGCCUGAGCCCGGCUUGGACGCCUACAACACCGUGCGGCAGCAGCAGCUGCUGAUGGCUCAGGCGCUGGGUGACAUUAGGGUGCAGCUGCUGGCGCGAGCGCAAGGCUACAAGAGUCAGUUCGAGAAUCUGGCGAAGACGGAUUCAGCCAUUUUUGAGGAGCGGCGUCUGCAGGACUCGCUGCUGUCCCGGGCGGGGACGCCCCGCCACUCGGCCAGAGACGAGGACCUCGGUGUGCUGUGGGGCGGCCGGCAGGCCGAGCUGCUGGCCAAGAGGCAGCUCUGUCUGCAGAAAAUGUCCCACGUCUUGAGGAGGCUGCAGACCAAGAGGGACUUGUACUCCAGCGAGGUGUCGGAGGAGGUCCAGGUCAGGACCAGCUUCAAGGAGCAGCUGAAGGCCCUCAACCCCAUCCAGCCGCAAAACUUUGGCAAGAUGGACAGCAUCCUGAGCGGCGAGGUGGAGCUCAGAUCGGCGAUGGCUCACAGAAGGACGGCGGCCCUGCAGGGCGUCAUAGAAGAACACAACAGCCUGAGCGAGGAGCUGAAGCUGCAGGAGGCUCGGGCGGACUCUCUGCUCAGGGAGGAGAAGGAGAAGACCGCCGCGCUGCUGCAGGUGCUGAAGGACAACAAGCAGCUCGUGCUUCAGCUCCGGCAGACUGAAGAGAAAGUAGCGGCUCUGCGCGUGCAAAUCCGUCAGCUGGAGGAGGCUCAGCUCAAAGCCAGCAGCAGGGUGUCCAACCACAAAGAGGCCACCCAGCUGCUGCAGACGGAGCUGCAGGACAGCCGCGCACAAGUCGAGGAGCAGCACGGCACCAUCCGGACCCUCAAGGCCAAGCUGCGGCAGUCCGAGGAGAACGCGUCACCCAGCGCCGUCGAGCUGGAGAAACUCCGGGCUAAACUCUUCAAAAUGGAGGUGGAGCUGAGUUCAGCAUCCGACGGACAUGAACGGGAGAUCCAGAAGAUGAGCACAGUGCUGAAGGAAAAGGAGGAGUCUGUGAGGAAGCUGAAGGAGACGCUGAGGAAAUCACAGCAGGAAGGAGAGGACUCGUUCCUGCAGGGGGAGGAGCUUCAUGCUAGACUGAUCAACCCCAGAGGUUUGGUGAUCCAGACCAGCAUUCUGCUGGAGAAGACCAAACUGGAGGAGGAAGUCAAACAGCUUCGACUGAAAAUAACCGAGUUGGAAAGCCUGGUGUCCAGUCAUCAGGAAGAGAUCGGCAAGUGGAAGGGAAGGGCCAUGAAGCUCAAGGUGAUGCGCAAGGUGGAGGUGGACAAGACCGUGUCGCCCUCGAACCCCACCAAGAGGCCCCUCUCCGUCUCCUCGGACACCUCCAACCUCCUCGGCUCACCCAGGAAGGUCCUGGUUACUCCCAGAAAGGCUCUGGACUCCCCCAGAAAGGCUCUGGACUCUCCCAGGAAGGUCCGGGACUCUCCCAGGAAGGUCCGGGACUCUCCCAGGAAGGCCCGGGACUCUCCCAGGAAGGCCCGGGACUCCCCCAGGAAGGCCCGGGACUCCCCCGUGACCUCGUUUCUUGACUAUCCCAAGAGCAGUUUCUUCAACGGGGGGGAAGGCUCAGAGCUGCUGUCCAGAACCUGCCCCAAGCAGUUCUUCGAUAACUCCAGCCUCGGAACAGACCCAGGGGUUUUCGAUGCUCCUGAUCGAGCAGGCGCAGAGAAGGAUGCAGCUGCGGGUGCAGAAAGGAAGGACUGGUGGCCUCAGUCUCCGAAGCAGGAAGAAAUGUGUAAAACGCAAUAGAACCUUUUUUUUAUACUUUUUUUUCUUAUUUUUGUGGUUUUAUGAGGUAGUUCUGUUGUGCAAUCUGAAUAAAAAGUUCUAAUAAAGAUAUUUACUCAGCAAUA
This is a messenger RNA of Gasterosteus aculeatus aculeatus (three-spined stickleback), 8166 nucleotides long. RefSeq names its product centromere protein E (gene cenpe). Gene Ontology annotation, biological process: mitotic cell cycle; microtubule-based movement. Gene Ontology annotation, cellular component: microtubule. Gene Ontology annotation, molecular function: microtubule binding; microtubule motor activity; ATP binding. The record is from RefSeq and is a predicted model, not a curated record. NCBI's taxonomy places the organism in Eukaryota, Metazoa, Chordata, Actinopteri, Perciformes, Gasterosteidae.